AUGGCCGACAAGCUCUCACCCACAGGGCUGCUGCUUUUCAUCCUGUUCCUGAUUUUCUCUGCAAAAUCCUCCGAGGGGCUAGAACUGCGCUGCCAGUGUACUACAACCCAUUCGGACUUCAUUCAUCCCAAAUUCAUUGCUAACAUCCAGUAUAUUCCUGAGGGUCCACACUGCAGUACACCUGAAGUCAUAGCAGAGAUGAAAACAGGAAAAGAAGUGUGUUUGGAUCCUGAAGCCAAAUGGGUGAAGGCUAUAAUCCAAAAGAUUUUGAGCAGCAAGAAUCAAGAUGACGAGCCUGACGGAAAACACAAAAUACAAGACCCCUAA
This is a messenger RNA of Tachyglossus aculeatus (Australian echidna), 327 nucleotides long. Its product is annotated as interleukin-8-like. The transcript has 4 exons. Gene Ontology annotation, molecular function: CXCR chemokine receptor binding; chemokine activity. The coding region runs from base 1 to 327 and encodes 108 amino acids. Gene Ontology annotation, biological process: chemokine-mediated signaling pathway; cellular response to lipopolysaccharide; neutrophil chemotaxis. Lineage: Eukaryota; Metazoa; Chordata; Mammalia; Monotremata; Tachyglossidae. The record is from RefSeq and is a predicted model, not a curated record. Gene Ontology annotation, cellular component: extracellular region.